Molecule: messenger RNA, 330 nt
Organism: Filobasidium floriforme
Lineage: Eukaryota; Fungi; Basidiomycota; Tremellomycetes; Filobasidiales; Filobasidiaceae
Exons: 3
Coding region: 1-330 (109 amino acids)
Source: RefSeq, a predicted model, not a curated record
AUGAGCUCAUCCGCACCCACCGACGCCUCAAAUGGCGAGUCCGUACAAUCCAAGCUGGCCGCCCUGGCCGCCCGUCAAUCCAAGGGUCAAACGACAGACCCCAAAGCUCUGACAAAAGCGUCUACCAAGAACGCCCGACUUCCCGCUCAGCCUGUUGAGGGAGGCUCGACGACCAAGGCCACGGCGAGGCAGAAGAGCAGCAAGAGUAAACGUAAAGGAGAGAAGAUGAAGGAGAAGGCUUUGGGGACUUCGGAGAGGUUGGGAACCAAGGUGCAGCAGCGAGAGAAUAGGAAGUCUCAACGAGAACGAGCCAAACGAGCAUGGGAUUGA